This is a messenger RNA of Aspergillus affinis, 792 nucleotides long. RefSeq lists its product as uncharacterized. The transcript is spliced from 2 exons. Bases 1 to 792 code for a protein of 263 amino acids. NCBI's taxonomy places the organism in Eukaryota, Fungi, Ascomycota, Eurotiomycetes, Eurotiales, Aspergillaceae. The record is from RefSeq and is a predicted model, not a curated record.
AUGGAACCCUCGUACUCGACCAGCAGCGAAGACUCGAUCCAAUCGACCAUGCCCUUCUACUAUGCUAGCUACCCUCCCACUUCCGACUUCGAGCUGCCCUUCCAGCCCACCUCGUCACCGCCAUAUGCGCCGUCGUAUGCGUCCUCCUUCAGCGCAUCGUCAUACAACUCCCCCGCCUUCAGUACCUGCGAUUACACCACUCCCCCACUCGCCUACUCUGCCCAGGCGAUGCAAACGAACAAUGCCACAUACUUUGCGCCCAUGCAGUCUCACUGCGUCUGGAGCGCCGCCGCAGCUCCUGUCUCUGCAGCGGUCGCGUCGGCCGGCGCAAUGCCGCCCGUGGAGAAGGUUCUGAUCACGGAUGCCGACGAGGUAGACAUGGACCUGGAAACGGACCUCGACCUCGACCUACAACAACAAUACCUCAUGGACGAGCCCAAACCCAUGCCCGCACCCACUGUGUCCAUGCAAAUGCCGAUGUCCAUCCCCACAGACUUCCACACCAGCCCCAGCGCCUGCUCCAGCCCUAUUCCCACCUCCCCCUCCAGCUCCGGCACCAAGCCGUUCUCCUGCGACUGCGGCCGCGCCUUCACGCGCCCGGCCGACCUCAAGCGCCACCAGACCAGCGUCCACAACCCCGUCUUCCAGGACUGUCCGGUGGAGGAGUGUCUGCGCAAAGCCGGCAAUGGGUUCCCGCGACGAGACCACCUCAUCGAGCACUUGCGGUCGUACCACCAUUGGGAUGUGCCGAAGCGACGAGCCGUGAGGAAGGGAAUGAAGGUUUCGACUUAG